AUGGCUGUGGUGACCACUCUGACAAAAGAAUCUUUUUUUUUUUUUUUUUUUUUUUUUUUUGUUCUCUCUUCCUUCUUCUGGGUUUUGCUGAAAUAGUGAAAUUGCCACACGUUUAGUUAAGGGAAAGUCGGCUGUGGACCAGUGAAGGCGGUUUAUAGUUGCUAAAUUCUUGGGUGGUAUUCAAUUUUCAAGAAUUUUCUCCCCUAAUCCACAGUUUAAACUUUUCAAGAAAUCCCCAUAUCUCAAGCCUUUCUGGUAAAAGUGAUUUUCAGUUAUGCAGAAUUUAAGAAAACCUGAUUAUUUCAGGUAUAUGGGAUAUGGCCCUUUUUAGAUGGCCAGGGAAAAGGGGGGAUUUUCUGCAAUUUCAUGUGAUUGUGGUGAGGAGUAGGUUGAAAGCAUUAAGGCUUUGACAAAUUCAUUGGAAGCUUGUGAGUGGGGUUCCUCUUUUUACCCUUUUUUUUCCCUGUCCUUUUUGGUUGAAUUAUGAUGAUUUGUGGAGAAAAAAUGGAGCCUUUGAACCAGAGAUCUCUGGAGAGAGUUGUUUCCCAGAGAGCUCUUCAAAUGGGGAGUUCAUUCCCCUGUCAAAUUUGCGUGGUUGGUUUCCUCUCUGGGAUUUGCCUUACCUCAUUGUUCAUGGCUGCUCUCACCUCCUUUGGUGCCUUUGAGUUUGGUGCAAUCUCGUUUUCGCCCGGUUUUCUCGCCUCAAAUUCAACCUCCAGACUCAUAGCUGGUGUUUCCAGUGGUGACUGUGAUUUUGUACAGAACGAAACACGGGUUUGGAUUCAUUCACGAGAAACGAUCAUUGUUAGCGAGGAGGAUGAAAGAGUGUCGUCUUUGUACUCAGAAUGGAGUGAUUUACUGCAUCAGUCGACUAGUGAAGAUGGGUUAUCGCCAGGCAAAAGUAUCCCGAAAGCCCCUCACCUCGAGAACUGCAAGCUGAGCGCCAGAAUAUAUGAACGUCUUGAUAGUCGGGCUGAGAACGAAAGCUUCCCGCCAUGGACUAUUUGGAAGGGAAUGUUGGAUAGCCUGCCAUUGUCAACACCCGAGGAGCAGCAGCUAUGGUAUUAUAGACACAACGCGAUUUCUCAAGGAGCUUAUCCUCCCUGGAUAAAAGGCUCGGAUGAAGAGAACUACCCCUUGACGAGGAAAGUGCAGCGCGACAUUUGGGUCCACCAGCAUCCUUUGAACUGUCGGGAUCAAAGGGUGAAGUUUUUGGUAGCCGAUUGGGAGAGGCUCCCGGGGUUUGGCAUGGGAGCCCAGUUUGCAGGGAUGUGCGGGCUUCUUGCUAUUGCAAUUAACGAGAAAAGGGUACUCGUUACAAACUACUACAACCGGGCUGACCAUGAUGGUUGCAAAGGCUCAUCGCGUUCUAGUUGGUCCUGCUACUUCUUUCCCGAAACAUCACAAGAAUGCAGGGAACGUGCUUUUGAGCUUAUGAAACAGAAAGAAGCGUGGGAUAAAGGAAUCGUAACAGUGAAAGAAAAUUAUACCUCGAAAGAGAUAUGGGCAGGGCGGGUUCCGAGGGUAUGGGGCAGUCCUUGGAGUUACCUUCAGCCCACCACAGAGGUAAACGGGACCCUAAUUUCUUAUCACCGGAAAAUGGACCGGAGAUGGUGGAGGGCUCAGGCAGUGCGGUAUCUGAUGAGGUUUCAGACAGAGUACACAUGCAGCUUACUGAACAUUGCAAGGCAUUCAGCGUUCGGACAGGAAGCAGCAAAAAUGGUUCUUGAAACGCCAAUCAACGAUUCUCCAGAGGCGAAACAUGACAUAGAAAAAUUCGUAUGGUCAAGUCAUAAACCAUGGAUCCCGAGGCCAUUGCUCAUCAUGCACGUUAGAAUGGGAGACAAGGCGUGUGAAAUGAAGGUGGUUGGGUUUGAAGAGUACAUGCAACUUGCAGAGCGUAUAAGAAAAACCUUCCCCGAGCUGAAAAGCAUCUGGCUUUCUACUGAAAUGCAGGAGGUCAUUGAUAAAACGCGGAUGUAUCCCCACUGGAAGUUUUACUACACAAACGUCACCCGACAAGUGGGAAACAUCACAAUGGCAACUUAUGAAGCCAGUCUCGGCAGGGAAGUUAGCACGAACUAUCCUCUUGUCAAUUUCUUGAUGGCCACCGAAGCUGAUUUCUUCACCGGGGCGCUGGGAUCAACUUGGAGCUAUCUCAUCGAUGGCAUGAGGAACACCGGGGGAAAAGUCAUGUCUGGAUACUUAAGCGUUAACAAAGACCGGUUUUGGUAGCGCCAUGAAAGAUAACUCUCAAGUUUUCAGCACAGCACAUUUUGUUGGAGCAGUUGCUUGCUGGUUAUCUAUCAUCUAUGCAUUAGCCAAAAUGAGAUAAGAGGCAACAGAAAGGUACAUAUUGUAAAGUAUUAACAAUGAUAUUUUUACCUGUAAAAAGUUUCUUACAUAUGUAGUUAUGUAUCAAUGUAUCAUCAUGUUUAAGUACUUAUAUAAUUUAUGUAUAAAAGUUCCCUGCAAAUUCAAAGA
Ipomoea nil (Japanese morning glory) is the source of this 2484-nucleotide messenger RNA. RefSeq lists its product as uncharacterized. The transcript is spliced from 8 exons. Gene Ontology annotation, molecular function: alpha-(1->6)-fucosyltransferase activity. Lineage: Eukaryota; Viridiplantae; Streptophyta; Magnoliopsida; Solanales; Convolvulaceae. The record is from RefSeq and is a predicted model, not a curated record. Gene Ontology annotation, biological process: protein N-linked glycosylation. Bases 484 to 2235 code for a protein of 583 amino acids.